Molecule: messenger RNA, 3030 nt
Organism: Hansenula ciferrii
Lineage: Eukaryota; Fungi; Ascomycota; Saccharomycetes; Phaffomycetales; Wickerhamomycetaceae
Gene: TFC4
Product: transcription factor TFIIIC subunit TFC4
Exons: 1
Coding region: 1-3030 (1009 amino acids)
Biological process (GO): transcription by RNA polymerase III
Cellular component (GO): transcription factor TFIIIC complex
Molecular function (GO): protein binding
Source: RefSeq, a predicted model, not a curated record
AUGUCGGGCUCAUAUGGACAAGACACUGAGGGGGACUAUCACAUGCAAGAGGGCAAUGUGUUCGCCGAAGAAGAGGACGAAUUACAAGGCUUUGAUAUGGAUGCUUUAAUGGGUGAUAAAGAUGAAGAUGAUCAAACACCAAUUUUGUUUUCAGAUGGAGAAGAUGAAGACAAUAAUACAGGAGGAAGAGAUGAUGACGAUGCUGAAAUUGCAGCUGCUUUCGGAAGUGAUAGUGAUGUUUCGUUAGAUGAAGAGGACGAUGAUGAAGAAGGUGCAUUUAUGGAUGCAAUUAGAGCUGCUAAUAAUUUUAGAGUUAAAAAAAGAGGUGAUAAAAAGAGACCUCGAGCUAAACCAACAAGAGAAUUAGAUCCUGAAGUCAUGAUGUUGCUUUCAGUUGCCAAUGAAUUUUUCGUUGAUGGUCGUUAUGAUGAAGCUGAAGAGAAAUUUUUGGAAGUUAUCAAAUUGGAUCCAAGAAAUUUUUCUGCUUAUAAGACGUUAGGUGAAAUUUAUGAUCGUCAAGAUUUGAAGAAUAAAGCAUGUAAUGCUUGGUUCUUAGCUGCUCAUUUAAAUCCAGCAGAUGGUAGAAAUUGGGAAUUUGUUGCAAGAGUCAGUAGAGAUUUAGGUCAUUUGGCUCAAGCUCUUUAUUGUUAUGGUAGAGCUUUAACUGCUAAACAUAAAACUUAUGAUGUCUUGUAUCAAAGAGCUUUGUUAUACAGGGAAGUUGGUCAAUUGGGUAGAUCAUUAGAAAAUUUUCAAAAAUUACAAAAAAUUUAUCCUGGUGAAUCUGAUGUUGUCAGAGAAUUAGCAUUGAUUUAUAUUCAACUUAAUAGAGUUAAUGAUGCAAUUGCCAUGUAUUUAAAGAUUUAUGAAAGAAAUGUUGCUAAAAGAUUGAAAGAUGAUGAUAAUAAUUAUUUAGAUGCGUCCGAUGAAGAUGAAGAGGAAGAAGAAGAUUCAGGUUCAGAAAUAUUCCCAGUAUUCAAUUGGUCAAUGUUGAACAUUUUAGCUGAGUUAUUCGUCAAACAGAAAAAUCAUGCUAUUGCAGUUAAAACCAUUAAACAAAUUUCUCGUUGGAUACAAAGAAGAGAAGAUGAAGAAUUUUGGGAAGAUGUCAAUGAUGAUUCUGAAUUUGACGAAAGAAGAUAUGAAAACUUCAAAUUUGAAGCAUUAUCAGAUGUUCUCAAAACUAGAUCACAUAAAUUACCAAUUGAUAUAAGAGUUAAAUUAGGAUCUUUAAGAUUAAGACUGAAUCAUACCGAGGAAGCAUUGAUUCAUUUUGGAUUCUUACUGAAUGAAGAUCUUGAAGAAAUGGCUGAUUUAUAUUCAGAUGCUGGUACUAAACUUGAAGAAGUUCAACUAUUCAGUGAUGCAGUUAAAUUUUAUUUACCUUUAAGUAGACUUGAUGAAUUUCAAAUCCCGGAACUUUUCACUUCAUUGGGUAGAUGUUUCACAGAGCUUGGUAAAUAUGAAGAUGCUAAAGAAUAUUAUUCAUUUGCACAAGAAUUAGACCCUGAAAAUAUAGAUAUACAAUUAGCAUUAGUUGAAGUUUUAUACUAUCUUGAAGAAUUUGAAGAAUCUCAACACUUAUUGGAAGCAAUCAACAAAAAGAGAAGCGUAUCAAAGAAAUCUAUACACGAUGAUGCUGAUGAUGCUGUUGAUGCUGAUGCUGAUGCUGACACUGAUAAUAGAUCUAAAUCACCUGAGCAAGACCAUCCGUUUACUUCAAUAAAUGACGAGUUGGCUUUGAUUCAAAAUAAUACUUUGAGAGUACCAAAAAAGGGAAAAUUAACAGAAGCUGAGAAACAAGAAAGAGAUGCUAAAAUCAAACGGAAUGUGUUAGAUAAAUAUAACAGAUUACAGAGACUUCACAUUGGUUUAGAAGAAGGUGAUCCAAUUGCAGCUACAACAUGGAUUCAAUUGGCAUCAGAAUUGAUUGAACUUUUUUCCAACGUUAAGAAUUUUUUUUCUAGAGAUCGUUCAAUAAAAUUUAGAGGUAUAAUUACAAGAACAAGAAGAAUUAAAAUGGACAUUGAAUCUAAAAUUGAAAGAAUUUCUCAAUUAUAUCAAGGUUUUACUUCAAAAAAUGAAGAAAGAAUUAGUAUUACUGCAACUGAAGAAUAUAGAGGCUUGAAAUAUCAACAAUGGUUUGAACUUUUCAUGCAAUAUGCACUAGCAGUUGCUAAAUAUGACAACCCAAUUGAUGCCAGUAGUAUUGUUGAUAAUGCUAAAAAUAUUAAUGUUUUCUAUCAAAACAAAGAACGUGAAGAGAUUAUGAAUAUGGUUAAACUUGCUGUUUCUUUGAAAACUCAAGAUAAUAAAGAGAUGUUACUUUCACUAAGAAUAGUAUUGAAUAGUUUCCAAUUUCAUAAAAAAGUUUUGAAAUUAUUUUUAUUAUGUCAACCAUCAGGUAAAAUUUGUACAGAAAAUUUUAUUUCAAUCAAUCAUCAAAAAUAUUUUUUGAGACAAAUUAAAGCUUAUGAUUCGUUGAAUCAAAACAAUAAAUCAAUAACAGGUAUGGCAACAAUUACAAAUACAGGUGCUAAAACUGAAGGUCAUGAUAAUGCCUAUUUGAUGUAUAUUUAUGCUUGUUUGUUAUUUACAAACAGAAGUUAUGUUCCAAGUUUAGUAUAUUUCACAAGAAUCUAUAAAUCUUUCAAAAAUGAACCAAUUGUUUGUUUAAAUGCAGGUUUAGCACAUGUUCAUAGAUCUAUGCAAAGAUCUUCAUCAAAUCGUCAUUUAGAAUUACUUCAAGGUUUAAAAUUCAUUUUUGAGUAUUAUGAACUUAGAAACUCUAAAAAUUUUGAAAGACUAGAACACCAGGAAGCAGCUUAUAACGUUGCAAGAGUCUAUCAUUUAUUAGGGUUAUUUUCAAUUGCAGUUGAAUACUAUAACCAAGUUUUAACUUCAUUUGAUGAUUUAGAUAUAGAAGAAGAUUUGAAAAGACCAGCAGCAUAUAACUUGAUCCUGAUUUAUAAUGAAAGUGGGAACACCCGUCUUUCAAAUAAGAUCAUGGAGGACUAUUUAACCAUUUAA